AUGGAAGCUCCACCAUUAUCGUCCGGUGACGGCGAAGCACAGUUACCAAGAAGAACCGGAGGCUGGAUCACCUUCCCCUUCAUCAUAGCAACAUCAACAUGUUUGACACUAGCAUUUGGAGGUUGGACAAGCAACCUAAUUGUGUAUCUCAUAAAAGAAUUUGAUGUGGAGAGUAUUGAUGCUGCUCAAAUAUCAAAUUUGGUUAAUGGUGCUGGAAGCUUAAUUCCUAUUUUUGCUGCAAUUAUUGCUGACUCUUUUCUUGGUUGCUUCUCUAUCAUCUGGAUUUCAUCCUUCAUCUCAUUAUUGGGCACAAUCCUUUUAGCUUUAACAGCGACGCUUGAUUCUCUGAGGCCUAAACCUUGUGAAGUUGGUUCAACUUCAUGUACCCCUAAACCAAAAGUUCAAUAUGUAGUACUCUAUGCAGCCAUUGUUCUGGCGACUCUGGGGAAUGGCGGUCUCCGAUCAACCCUUUCAACAAUGGGAGCCAACCAAUUUGAUAAACAAAAAGAUGAAGGAAUUUUCUUCAAUUGGUUCUUUUUCUUUACUUAUGGUGCAUCUGUAGUAGCAUCAACAGCUAUUGUGUAUGUUGAAGAUAACGUAAGCUGGAAAGCUGGAUUUAUCAUUUGUGUUGCAGCUAAUUUACUUGGUUCAGCCAUUUUUCUAUUGGGGACCAGAUUUUACAACAAUUCUAAGCCAGAAGGGAGUCCUUUCACCAACUUGGCUCGUGUUGUGGUUGCAAGUAUUAGGAAAAGAAAAGUGACAAUCCCAUCCACUGGAGAACAUUUAUACCACGGACCUAAAGCAAUAGUUGUUGCGCCUUCAAAAACCUUCCGGUUUUUGAACCGUGCAGCCAUUAAAAGUGAAGGCGAUGUUAAACCGGAUGGCUCAACAACUAAGCCAUGGAAACUUUGUUCAGUACAAGAAAUAGAAGAUUUCAAAUCCUUAAUCAAAAUUUUACCACUCUGGUCAAGUAGUUUUUUUCUUGGCACAACAAUUGGCGUACAAGCAAGUUUGUCAAUCCUUCAAGCCUUAGCAAUGGAUCGUCACAUAGGCCCCAAUUUCCAAAUCCCAGCUGGUUCUAUAUUGGUUUUUGUCACGGUCUCUACUGCUCUAUUCCUCGCCCUGUUCGACAAAUUUCUAUUUCCUACGUGGAAAAAAAUGACUGGCAAAUCACUUACGCCUCUCCAAAGAAUUGGGGUUGGGCACGUUCUCAACUUUUUGUGUAUGGGUGUCUCUGCCUUAGUUGAGUCAAAGAGGCUAAAUGUAGCAAAAUCAAAUGAAGGUUCCAAUAUUGUGCCUAUGUCAGUGUUAUGGCUUGUGCCACAAUUAGCCAUCGUUGGAUUUCAUUUUCCUGGACAAGUCGCGUUCUAUUACCAGGAAUUUCCAAUAACCUUAAAGAACAUGGCGACGGCGAUGAUUUCAGUGGUUGUAGGGGUGUCAUUUUACUUGACCACUGCUUUAAUUGAUGUUGUUAGAACGACAAGUACAUGGUUACCCGGUAACAUAAAUAAUGGAAGGCUGGACAAUGUGUACUGGAUAUUAGUUGUAGGGGGAGUAGUGAACUUUGGUUAUUAUGUAACAUGUGCUUGGUUUUACAAGUAUAAAAACAUGAAGGAAGUGGUGGACCAUAGUGAUUCUCCUUCUCAUGAGUGAUUAAUGGGUCCAA
Messenger RNA from Solanum verrucosum, 1666 nucleotides. Its product is annotated as protein NRT1/ PTR FAMILY 2.7-like. Gene Ontology annotation, cellular component: plasma membrane. Gene Ontology annotation, molecular function: transmembrane transporter activity. The record is from RefSeq and is a predicted model, not a curated record. NCBI's taxonomy places the organism in Eukaryota, Viridiplantae, Streptophyta, Magnoliopsida, Solanales, Solanaceae. Gene Ontology annotation, biological process: transmembrane transport.